Messenger RNA from Penicillium argentinense, 609 nucleotides. It is a transcript of the gene hel10, whose product is annotated as putative high expression lethality protein Hel10. The transcript is spliced from 2 exons. Bases 1 to 609 code for a protein of 202 amino acids. The record is from RefSeq and is a predicted model, not a curated record. Lineage: Eukaryota; Fungi; Ascomycota; Eurotiomycetes; Eurotiales; Aspergillaceae.
AUGUCCGGUUACGAUCAGUACAACCAGGGCUACGGCCAGGGCGGCUACCCUCCCCAGGGCUAUGGCCAGCAAGGUUACAACCAGCAGCCGUAUGGUCAGCAGGGCUACGGCCAGCAGCAAGGCUACGGUCAGCCCCAGGGUGGUGCCUCUGACUACUACGGUGGCCAGCAGCAGCACGGCUACAACCAGCAGCCCUAUGAUCAGCAGACUCAGUACGGCGAGGGCCAGUAUGGCCAGCAGCACCACCAGUAUGGCGAGAACCCCCAGUACGGCCAAGACUCCUACCGCCAAGGCGGCCAUGACCAGCAACAGCAGGGUGCGCCCGGUGAGGCCCAGGAGGGCGAGCGUGGUCUCGCUGGUGCCCUCGCCGGUGGUGCCGCCGGUGGUUUCGCCGGCCACAAGGCCAACCACGGCUUCCUUGGAACCAUUGGUGGUGCCAUAAUCGGUAGCAUCGCUGAAGACGCCAUCAAGAAGCACAAGAGCCGCGACGAGAGCCCUGGCGGCCCCCCUCCCCCCGGCUAUGGUGGUGGCUACGGCGGUCCCCCUCCUUCCCACAGUGGUAGCUCCAACAGUAUGAUGGAUCAGCUUGGCGGUUUCUUCAAGAAAUAG